Molecule: messenger RNA, 1539 nt
Organism: Petromyzon marinus (sea lamprey)
Lineage: Eukaryota; Metazoa; Chordata; Hyperoartia; Petromyzontiformes; Petromyzontidae
Source: RefSeq, a predicted model, not a curated record
AUGGCUUCUGACAUUCAAUUGGCGUUCGUCAAGCAAGAAAUAGAUGAGAAUGCAGGGCUUGGGACGUGGCUAGAUUUCAUGGAGAGACUGCAAGACAUUGAUGCUGGAGACAAGAAGACUGCGAGCGCCCCUGGCGACAAGCGGCACGCGUGCGGGCAGUGCGGCAAGUGCUUCAUGGGUGAGACGUCGUACGUGUGCCUUGAGUGCGGCAAGGGCUUCGCGCAGGCCUGCAACUUGAACUUGCAAGUGAGGACGCACACGGGCGAGAGGCCGUACGUGUGCAUGGAGUGCGGGAAGAGUUUUCCCAGGUGCUCCAACAUGAAGAAGCAUGCCAGGACGCACACGGGCGAGAAGCCGUACGUGUGUGAUGAGUGCGGGCAGGGGUUCACGCAGGCGCACAGCUUGCACCCGCACGCAAGGGCGCACAUGAGCGAGAGGCCGUACGUGUGCGCCGUGUGCGGCAAGAGUUUUGCUUUUCGUCGCCACCUUCUGCGGCAUUCGAGAACUCACACAGGGGAGAAACCCUUCAAGUGCAGUGUGUGUGGGAAGGCGUUUUCACGUUCAUCUACUCUUGUAACACACCAGAGAACACACACGGGAGAGAAAACCUUCAAGUGCAGUGUGUGUGGGAAGGCGUUUUCACAGUCACCAAAUCUUCAAAGACACCAGAGAAGACACACGGGAGAGAAACCCUUCAAGUGCGGGGUGUGUGGAAAGGCGUUUGCACAGUCACCACAUCUUCAUGUACACCAGAGAACUCACACAGGAGAUAAACCCUUCAAGUGCAGUGUGUGUGGGAAGGCCUUUUCAGUUUCAUCUGCUCUUGUAACACACCAGAGAACACACACGGGAGAGAAACCCUUCAAGUGCAGUGUAUGUGGGAAGGCGUUUGCACAUUCAUCUACUCUUGUAAAACACCAGAGAACACACACGGGAGAAAAACCCUUCAAGUGCGGGGUGUGUGGGAAGGCAUUUGCACAGUCACCACAUCUUCAUGUACACCAGAGAACUCAUACAGGAGAUAAACCCUUCAAGUGCAGUGUGUGUGGGAAGGCGUUUUCAGUUUCAUCUGCUCUUGUAACACACCAGAGAACACACACGGGAGAGAAACCCUUCAAGUGCAGCGUGUGUGGGAAGGUGUUUGCACAUUCAUCUUCUCUUGUAACACCCCAGAGAACACACACAGGAGAGAAACCCUUCAAGUGCAGUGUGUGUGGGAAGGCGUUUUCACAGUCAUCAACUCUUCAAAUACACCAGAGAACACACACGGGAGAGAAAUCCUUCAAGUGCAGUGUGUGUGGGAAGGCAUUUUCAGAUUUAUCUACUCUUAAAAAACACCAGAGAACACACACAGGAGAGAAACCCUUCAAGUGCAGUGUGUGUGGGAAGGCAUUUUCACAGUCAUCUGUUGUUAAAAAGCACCAGAGAACACACACGGGAGAGAAACCCUUCAAGUGCAGUGUGUGUGGGAUGGCGUUUGCACAGUCCCCACAUCUUAAAGAGCACCAGAGAACACACACGGGAGAGAAACCCUUCAAG